CCGAAGUUCCGCGCGAAGCAGAUCCACGAGUGGAUCUACGACAAGGGCGUCCACGACUUCGACGCGAUGUCGAAUUUGCCGAAGAAGUUCCGCGACGACCUGAAGGCGCGCGGCGCGACGGUCGGCGGGACGAUCGCGAAGCUGCGCGUCGAGCAGGUGUCGCAGCGCGACGGCACGAUCAAGCGCGCGUACGAGUUCCGCGACGGGUCCGUCGUCGAGUCCGUGCUCAUGCCCUACGAGGACGGGCGGCGGACCGCGUGCAUCUCGAGCCAGGCGGGCUGCGGCAUGGGCUGCACGUUCUGCGCCACGGGCCAGAUGGGCCUGACGCGCCACCUCACCGCGGCGGAGAUCUUCGAGCAGGCCGCGCGGUUCUCGCGGGAGCUGAGCGCCCGGGGCGAGCGGCUGUCGAACGUCGUCUUCAUGGGCAUGGGCGAGCCCCUGGCGAACUACAAGAACGUCAUGGCCGCGGCGCGGCGCAUCAACGACGAGCUGGGCGUCGGCGCGCGCCACAUCACCAUCAGCACCGUGGGCCUCGCGCGGGGCAUCGGCAAGCUCGCGGAGGACCCGCUCCAGGUGACGCUCGCCGUGUCGCUGCACCAGGCGACGGACGCGGCGCGGUCCGCGAUCAUGCCCGUCAACGACCGCUACGACCUCGAGACGCUCCUGGGCGCCGUCCGCGACUACCAGGCCGCGACGAGAAGGCGCGUGACCUUCGAGUGGGCGGCCAUCGCGGGCGAGAACGACGACGUCGACGCGGCGCGGACCUUGGGCGCGCUCCUGAAGAAGCACGGCAUCCGCGACGCGCACGUCAACGUCAUCCCGCUGAACCCGACGAAGGGCUACGGCGGCAAGCGCGCGAAGAACGGCGCCGUGGACCGCUUCUGCAAGACCCUCGAGGCCGAGUUCGGCGUCUCCGCGACGCCGCGCGUGCGCCGGGGCAUCGACAUCGACGCGGGCUGCGGCCAGCUG
Molecule: messenger RNA, 969 nt
Organism: Aureococcus anophagefferens
Lineage: Eukaryota; Pelagophyceae; Pelagomonadales; Pelagomonadaceae
Exons: 1
Biological process (GO): rRNA base methylation; tRNA methylation
Molecular function (GO): RNA methyltransferase activity; iron-sulfur cluster binding
Source: RefSeq, a predicted model, not a curated record